UAUGGCUUGUUUAACUUGUAGUUCCAGCCAAGCACAAAGGAAUCAUUCAACACAGUUGAGGAUUGUGUUGAUAGGAGGAAGGGAAUCAAAUGGAGGUCUCAAAGGUAAAAGUUCAGCUGGAAACAUCAUCCUGGGUCAAAAUGUUUUUGACACCAGCAGAAGAACAGCUCAGAGUGAAGUGAGGCAGCAGGAAGUGUUCAGCAGACAAGUCACAGUGGUUGAUACACCAGGAUGGUGGUGGGUUUAUCCACGAGAAGACACCCCAAAACUGGAUCAGAUAGAAAUACAGAACAGUGUCCAUCUGUGUCCCCCAGGACCUCAUGUCUUUCUCCUGGUUAUUCCUGUUGGUUUAUAUUUACCUGAGCUUGUCAAAGCUUCACUAAAACAACACUUGGAGCUUUUUAAUGCAGAUGUUUUCAGUCACACCAUCGUGUUGUUCACUGCAAUCGAUCCAUGUAGUGAUGAAGAGCUUGAGUCCAGAAUAAGAACAAGUCCAGUCCUGCAGUGGAUUCUUCAACAAUGUGGAAACAGAAAACAUUUUCUCAACAUCAGUAACAGAGAAGAUAGAGAUCAAGUCAAGAAGCUUUUAGAGAAAAUUGAGACCCUGAUUACAAACAAUGGAUUCAGACACUGUUCUGUUGACAGAAGACAAGGAGAAACUCUGAGAAAAGAAAUGAGAGAUUUGACUGAAAGAGCCUCAAAAAGGUUUGAUCAAGUCCAGAAACAAAGAAAGAAUCUGAAGCUACAGAUUCAAGGUGGAAGGACCCAGUCACAGCAUUUAAGGCUGGUUUUAAUUGGUGCAGAAUUGGAAGGCAAGAGCUCAGCUGGCAACACCAUUAUGGGAAGACCUGCAUUCUGUGUUAAUAAUAGUGGCAGCAGAACAACACACAGUGAAAUCAGCCACAGUGUGGUUGAAGGAAGGCGGCUCACAGUGGUCGAUUCUCCUGGUUGGUUCUACAUCAACACCCUUCAGGAAACCAGUGAGAUGGAUAAACUGGAAAUAGAGAGCAGUGUGAAUCUGUGUCCUCCAGGACCACAUGCUGUGCUGCUGGUUGUUGGCCUUGAAACCGCAACCCAUGCAACAUGUCUGAGAUCUGUCCAGGAACAUAUGAGCCUGUUUAGAGAAGAAAUCUGGAAACACACACUUGUUCUGUUCACUAUGAGUGACUGGUUGGGGACGAAGACUGUAGAGGAGCACAUAGAGAGUGAUGAAGGUCUGCAGUGGAUAGUGAACAAGUGUGAGAACAGGUAUCAUGUCCUGAACAACAAGGACCACAGUGAUAAGACUCAGGUAAAGGAGCUACUGGAGAAGAUUGAAGAGAUGUGGGCAGGAAAUGAAGAUCCUUACUAUGAAGUGGAGCUGGACCGAGCAGCAGAGCUAGAAACCAAGAGAGAGACUGGAGACAAGAUGACCAGAAGGUUGAAGAGGAUCAACGAGAGACGAUCAAGAAUAAUGAAAGAGCUGUUUGAAAGUGAGAUGCAUCCACUCAGUGACAUCAGGAUUGUUCUUGUUGGUCAAAAAUGUUCAGGAAAAAGUAGAGCUGGAAACAUGAUUCUGUUCAAUGAUCUAUUUGACCUGAGUUUCAACAUGACUCGGUUGAAGAAGAACAAAGAAGAUCAGAGAGAAACUUCAACAUGUGUGAAACAUGAAGGAAACUUUGAUGGAGUAAAAGUCUCAGUUGUUGAAACUCCAGGCUGGUUCUCAGACCCAACACCACCUGACUGGAUCAAAGAUGAAGUUCUCCACAGUGUCUCCAUGUGUUCUCCUGGACCUCAUGUUUUUCUCCUGCUUGUUCCCAUCWUCAGAUCUUUCACAGAGAAAGAUCUCAAAGCUCUGGUGGAGAUC
Poecilia reticulata (guppy) is the source of this 1846-nucleotide messenger RNA. The record is from RefSeq and is a predicted model, not a curated record. Lineage: Eukaryota; Metazoa; Chordata; Actinopteri; Cyprinodontiformes; Poeciliidae.